Planococcus citri (citrus mealybug) is the source of this 2557-nucleotide messenger RNA. Its product is annotated as maltase 2-like. The coding region runs from base 677 to 2431 and encodes 584 amino acids. The transcript is spliced from 10 exons. NCBI's taxonomy places the organism in Eukaryota, Metazoa, Arthropoda, Insecta, Hemiptera, Pseudococcidae. Gene Ontology annotation, biological process: carbohydrate metabolic process. The record is from RefSeq and is a predicted model, not a curated record.
AAAAAAUUACCUCAUUUCAAAAUGAGAGUAGAAAUCACUCAGAGUUAGUAAACAAUUGAUGAAAUUAGAUAUUAUACUUAAAUCAGACUAAAGUUGGCAAAAUAUGAUAAAAAAAAUUGUUCAAACAUAAUACUUGAAAAUAAUAUCAUUAAGUACACAAAUUGAAAAGCGUUAAAGAAUCUAUAAAAUAUAGGUAGGUAGGUAAGUAGAGAAAUUUUCACCGAAAAAUACCAAAAAUAAUUAAAUGCAAUGAUGAUUUUCCACGUUGUUUUAUGAAAAAAAAAAAAAAACGAAUAAACAUGUACAAAACAACCGUAUAAAUUAUGAUUUUCCAUCUGGCUAACAUUAAUUUUUAUGUAGGUAUACCUAUGUAUUUUGCAAGUAUUGAACUUUGAUUGGAGUAAUCGAAUUACGAAAAUUUGCUUGUAAUACAAUGUGUACAUAAGACCAACUUUCUGUAAAUCCAACUUCGAUUACAUAGAAUUUCGAAACUAUAAUGACGUGCAAAUAACUGAACGAGUUAAUUUAUUGAAAAUCAUUUCGCACGAGCGAUCGCUAAUUUCAUAAAUCAUAAUUUAUGAAAAAGGUCGCAGGAACGUGAAAAAUAUGAAUACCUUAGUUACUUGCAUAUCAGUAAAUUGUAGUUCGCGAACCAAGUUCAUCAUUUUUCGGUAAAAUGCGAUCUGUAAAUAUUUUUUUGUCAAUAUUCGCGGUGUGUUUGAAAGCUGAUUUCAUAAUAUCUACGGAUACACUAGAUUGGUGGCAGACGUCAGUAAUUUAUCAGAUUUGGCCGCGAUCAUUCAAGGAUACCAAUUCCGAUGGAAAUGGAGAUCUAAAAGGCAUCGAAGAAAAGGCAGAUUAUCUCAAAGAUUUAGGUAUUGGUACAGUAUGGCUAUCUCCUAUAUAUGAAUCGCCGAUGAGGGAUAUGGGAUACGACAUUUCGGAUUUUAAAGCAAUACACCCCAUGUUUGGAACAAUGGCUGAUUUUGAUUCUUUGCGAGAUAAAUUACAUUCUCUUGGUAUGAAGUUGGUGCUGGAUUUUGUACCAAAUCACAGCAGUGAUGAACACGAAUGGUUCAUUAAAUCUGUGCAGAGGAUUGACCCCUAUACAGAUUACUACGUUUGGCAAGAUCCAAAAGGUUGGUUCAAUGAAACUACACCAUUACCUCCAAAUAAUUGGACAGGUCCAUUUGAACAAUCUUUAUGGUCAUAUCAUCCAACAAGAAAGCAGUUUUAUGUACGUCAGUUUGCACGUGAACAGCCAGACUUGAAUUAUCGUAAUGAAAAAGUGGUUGAAGAAAUGAUGAACGUAAUGCGUUUUUGGCUGGACAAAGGAGUAGAUGGAUUGAGAAUGGAUGCUGUAAUUCACCUCGUGGAAGACGACAGGUUUUUGGAUGAACCACUCGUCUCAAGUCUGCUAUUUAGUGGAAAACCUGCUUAUAUGGCUUUUGACCACAAAUAUACACAAUGUCUUCCUGAAACUUACGAAAUGUUUCACCAGUUCCGAAAGUUGGCCGAUUCUUAUAAGGAAAAAGAUGGACAAACGAGAGCUCUCAUGCUGGAAAUCGGUACCAUGCCUACGAUAGAAAACACAAUGAGAUUUUAUGGGAACAAAUCUUAUCCAAUAUCCCAUAUUCCGUUUAAUUUCCUUUUGAUGGAUUUUCUAAAUGACACCUCUACUGCUCAAGAUUUUCACUAUUUUAUUAAUAAAUGGAUGGAUAACAUGCCAGAAGGAGGAUGGCCUAACUGGAUGUUAGGAAAUCACGACAGGAUGAGAAUUGCUGACAGGUAUGUCCCGAGUAGUGUGGACUCUAUGAAUACACUUCUGUUAUUGUUGCCUGGAACGCCUGUUGUUUAUAAUGGAGAGGAACUUGGAAUGAAUAAUGUAAAGCUGAGGUGGGACCAAAUAACCGAUGUAUAUGCUCUGGUUGUGGAUCCACUUAUAUACAGUACAAGGAGCAGGGAUCCGGAAAGGACUCCUUUUCAGUGGGAUUCUUCGAGACAUGCAGGAUUUUCCAACACAAGUGGAAAAACUUGGUUACCAGUGAAUCCAGAUUACUACAGAAUUAAUGUCGAAAUACAAAAAAAAGAUCCCAAAAGUCAUUUGAACAUUUAUAAAAAUUUAAUUAAAUUACGAUCGAAUGACGUUUUUCGUCUAGGUGAUUUCAAAUUGUACAACGUUUCAGAAAAAAUUCUCGCAUUCAAAAGAAGUCUACAGAAUGAAAUAUUCAUAAUAAUGAUAAAUCUCAGUAAUGAAGAAGAGGUCAUUGAUUUCAAAAAUACCAUAAAAGACGUCCCCAAUACUAAUUUCAAAUUUGCCUUAGUUAGUCAAAAUUCCGAAUACGAAGUUGGCAAUGAACUAAAUACAAGAAAUACAUUCAGGAUUAGACCAAAAUCGUGUAUCGUUCUUGAAGCAAUUAAGAGUACUUAAAUUCUAUUCCUCCAUAUGCAAUCAUUUCAGUUUUCUAAAGUAUAAGUUUACGUUCCUAUGAUAUUUAAGAGUUGAUCAUUUUGAAAUGUCACGUGCUGCAAUAUACUCGUCAUCUCGGAAAACUCA